Molecule: messenger RNA, 862 nt
Organism: Arabidopsis lyrata subsp. lyrata
Lineage: Eukaryota; Viridiplantae; Streptophyta; Magnoliopsida; Brassicales; Brassicaceae
Exons: 1
Coding region: 164-709 (181 amino acids)
Source: RefSeq, a predicted model, not a curated record
AUCUUUAUUCUAUAGAAUAUGUUAAGUUUUACAAUAACUUCACACAACAGACUUUUUCCACUCAUUAUCUCAGCAGAAUUCAUGGUAUUUUCCCGGAAAAUUACUCUUAAUUCGAAUUAUUUUCCUGGAAAGUUACUCUUUUAUUGAUAUAGAUAGAGUCCAGAUGAAGAUGAUGAACAUUAUAAUCAAUGUCAUGGAGAUGAUCUGGAGAACAAUUGUUUCAACAUUAAUGCUCUUUUUCUUCUUGAGAUAUUUCAAUAAUCCUCCAAAUCCUCUUCUUAUUUUCUUUUUCCUCUGUUUGAUUCUUUUCUUGCUUAUCAUCGAUCGUAAUCGCUCUGUUUAUGAAGAAACCGAAGAUUUCUAUGUUUUGUACACUUUUCAAGAAGACAGUAUGCUUGAUGUUGAAACCAUAGACAAGAACAGAGAAUGCUGUUAUUUCACAAGAUAUUACUAUGAUGAUUGUUUUAGCUAUUAUGAUGGUUUUGAUGAAGUUGAUAAUGAUGGUUUUAUAUGGAACGAUGAUGAAGAUUAUAGCCAAUGGAAUCAAGAUGGUGGUGAUGAUGGUAUUGAAAACCAUGAUGAUGAUGAUAAUCAUGCCUAUGGUGAUGAUGUUGAUGAUGACACCUUGACGAGCAGGAUUGAAGAUUACAUUGCAAAUGUUUACAAUGGAUGGAGAGAAGAGAGACGAACAGAGAAACUGUUUGUCUGAUCUUUUCAAAACUCUGUUUUUCUCUCUGUACAUAUGAAAAAAAUUGUUGUGGUGUGUACAUAAAUUUGCCAUUUACGACUGAUGGAUCUACUAUUCUAUCGAUCAAUCUGUAACUUUUAAUCAAUACUAGAAGCAACAUAAAUACUUGAUGCA